AAAACACUAUAUGAUUUGUGAUACAGCUCAAGCAGACGCUACAAAAGUUGGGCUAUUCAUACAAUCAGUUCACACCAAUCCAAAUCCCAUACGUUUAGGUUCUUGCCUUCUUGGUACUUCCAUUUCCAUAGCUAGAUUAUAUAAACAAACUACUCGCAUUAGCAAUAAUUGUCUUAGAAUGAAAAUGGGCUACUCUUGUUUCAAGGUUGGGAUAAUAUUAACUAUUUUCUCACUAACACUUCUCCUUCCAGUGACUCAUGGCUGGGGAAAUGAUGGGCACUUCAUAGUUUGCAGAAUCGCUCAGUCUCGGUUGAGUGAAGCUGCUGCAGAUGCUCUGAAGCAACUUCUGCCAGAGUCUGCGGAGAAUGACUUAGCAAGAGUGUGCUCAUGGGCAGACAAUGUCAAAUUCCGUUACCAUUGGUCAUCUGCCCUUCAUUACAUUGACACCCCAGAUUCUCUCUGCACCUACCAAUACAAUAGGGAUUGCAAGGAUGAAAAUGGAGACGAAGGAAGGUGUGUUGCUGGUGCAAUUAACAAUUACACUUCCCAACUUAUUACCUACAACACUGCUUUCUCCCUGCAGAUUGAAUAUAAUCUCACAGAAGCACUUCUUUUCCUUUCUCAUUUUAUAGGAGACAUCCAUCAGCCUCUGCAUGUGGGUUUUACUUCAGACAGGGGAGGCAACACAAUUGAUGUCCAUUGGUACACAAGGAAACAAGUCCUUCACCAUGUUUGGGAUGCAAAUAUAAUUGAGACAGCUGAGGAAAGAUUCUACAGCUCAAAUGUGGAGGACAUGAUUGAUGCAAUUCAGCAGAAUAUCACGACAGAAUGGAGAGAUCAAGUUCAAAAAUGGGAGACCUGCAGUCGUAACAAGACAGCCUGCCCAGACAUGUAUGCAUCAGAAAGUAUCAAAGCAGCAUGUGAUUGGGCGUACAAAGGUGUAACGGAAGGAUCAGUACUAGAAGAUGAUUAUUUCCUAUCCCGAAAACCAAUAGUGAAUUUGCGAUUAGCUCAAGGCGGGGUCCGAUUGGCAGCAACUCUCAAUCGCAUUUUUCAAUGACUUAGUCUGGUGCUAAUUAAUGUUUGGUGUUAAGUAAGGCAUGCCUGAAGCUUUUCAAAACGUUAUGUUUACUUUAGUACAUUAUCAAUGUAUCAUAAACAUCAAGGCAUUGCUUGCAAAAAAAAUAAUGCAUAUAUUCAAAUAAUUCUUGCA
Molecule: messenger RNA, 1213 nt
Organism: Hevea brasiliensis (rubber tree)
Lineage: Eukaryota; Viridiplantae; Streptophyta; Magnoliopsida; Malpighiales; Euphorbiaceae
Product: endonuclease 2
Exons: 9
Coding region: 11-1060 (349 amino acids)
Biological process (GO): DNA catabolic process
Molecular function (GO): nucleic acid binding; endonuclease activity
Source: RefSeq, a predicted model, not a curated record